CCCGAAAGAAACGAUAACCCUCGUGUUGAGUAAACAAGGCUGAGCGAAUUGCAUCACCGAUACACUUUCAUAUCUGGAAUCCAGUUCAAGAGACUCAAUUCUCCCGGAUUUUCAUAUCUCGUUUCCGUCUCUCCAGUAAUACUGACUGCAACCAUGGCACCCGAGGCUGAAACUCUCGAUAAUGGGCUCCCCAAAAUUCAUCGGUACCUCACGGAUCACAACGAAGAAGGACUUGCGGUCUACUCUAAUCACGUUGACGAGGUACUCCCAUGGCAAGAGCUUGCCGACGGUGCUCGAUUCUGUUUGGGAUAUGCGACCGAGGAAUUCCCCGUCCAACUUUCCGGCAACAAGGAUGUCAGCAUUUACCAGAAGUAUAUGGAGAAUAAACCAGGCAUCACCAUUCCAGGCGGCACUGUGCUCAGACUGGUCGACAUGAGGCCUGGCGCUCUUUCACCGAUGCAUCGGACGGUCAGCUUGGAUUAUGGAGUGGUCUUGGAAGGAGAGGUUGCACUUGUGCUUGAUUCGGGUGAGGUUCGAUUGCUACGAAGAGGGGAUACUGCCAUCCAGCGAGGGACGAAUCAUGCAUGGAGGAAUGCCAGCAAGACAAACUGGGCUCGGAUGCUUUAUGUUCUACAAGAGGCUCAACCCCUCGAGGUUGGGGGAAAGAAGCUUGAAGAGGACUACGGUGGUAUACCUGGAGUGCGCCCGUCAGGGUCGGGACAUUAGAAGUAGACCUCAUAAAAUUAAAG
Messenger RNA from Exophiala viscosa, 749 nucleotides. RefSeq lists its product as uncharacterized. The record is from RefSeq and is a predicted model, not a curated record. Bases 154 to 726 code for a protein of 190 amino acids. The transcript has a single exon. Lineage: Eukaryota; Fungi; Ascomycota; Eurotiomycetes; Chaetothyriales; Herpotrichiellaceae.